This is a messenger RNA of Zonotrichia leucophrys gambelii, 2024 nucleotides long. RefSeq names its product coiled-coil domain containing 124 (gene CCDC124). Bases 474 to 1139 code for a protein of 221 amino acids. Gene Ontology annotation, molecular function: transcription coactivator activity. Gene Ontology annotation, cellular component: nucleus. NCBI's taxonomy places the organism in Eukaryota, Metazoa, Chordata, Aves, Passeriformes, Passerellidae. Gene Ontology annotation, biological process: transcription by RNA polymerase II. The record is from RefSeq and is a predicted model, not a curated record. The transcript is spliced from 5 exons.
CAGGUGAGGCCCUGCCCCGAUGCCGCUCCUGGGCAGGCUCGGAUAGCGCGAAAAAGGAUUUUAGGGAGUGUGAAAAUGCAGGAAAAAGAAUAUUAGGAUGGCUCCGAGGAUGUUCUAGGCAGGAAAAAGCAAUGAGUCCAUCCCAGGCCUUGAGUCCAUUCCCAAACCUCGGGAAUGGAACAGUCAUUUAUUUUCAGUUUAAAUUAAUUAAUAAUUAUCUGCCAUUAAAAUCAAAGAUUCCACCCUAGAGCUCCCCAAGCUGUGAUUUCCCCCGUGUCUGGUUGAUUUGAAAUCGCCUGUUUUCCUUGGAUUUGACUUUUCCCACCGUGGAUAACAAUCACAGCCCGUUUUUGGGGCUGUUUAUCCAAAUUAAAGGAGUUUCUCCUCUUCUUCUGGAUCCCCCUGGAUCGGGAUAGAGGCAAUCCCGGGUUUUCCUGGCUCGGGUUUUUUUGGACUUCCAGAGGUUUUGAGGGAUGCCCAAGAAAUUCCAGGGAGAGAACAGCAAGUCGGCGGCGGCACGCGCCCGCAGGGCUGAGGCCAAGGCAGCGGCGGAGGCGCGGCGGCAGCAGGAGCUGGAGGAUGAGCUCUGGAAGGACGAGGACAAACACGUCCUGAGAAAGGAGCAGAGGAAGGAGGAGCGGGAGAAGCGGCGCCUGGAGCAGCUGGAGCGCCGCAAGGAGCUGCAGCGGCUGCUGGAGGAAGAGGACUCCAAGCUCAAAGGGAAAAGCCCCAAGCAGGGAAAUCCUGGGAAAAUCACCCGGGCCCAGAUCGAGGAGAAUGUCCGCAAGGAGCAGCAGCAGAGGGAAAACGCAGAUGCAGGGGAGAAGGAGAAAUCGCACCUGGAGCUGCCGCUGGAGGAGAACCUGAACCGGCGGCUGCCCGAGGAGGGCUCUGUGGAGGCGCGCAGCAUCGAGGACGCCAUCGCCGCCCUCAGCGUGUCCCAGCCCCUGGAGCGCCACCCUGAGCGCCGCCUUCGCGCCGCCUUCGCCGCCUUCGAGGAGCUGCAGCUGCCGCGCCUGCGGCGGGACAACCCCAACAUGCGGCUGAGCCAGCUGCGCCAGCUGCUCAAGAAGGAGUGGAUGAGGUCCCCCGAGAACCCCCUGAACCAGCGCCACAAACCCUACAACAGCCACCAAUAGCCCUGUGCCUCCCCGGACUGGGAUCCUCACCAGGACCCUUCUACCCCUGCGGGGUUUUGGGGUUUUUUCUCUCUCUCUCCCCCCCGUGGAUUUGGGGCGAGCUCAAGGUUGGACUGAUGCCACCUUCUCCUUCCUGAAAUUCCCUGGGAAAAGCGGCUCUCAAUGGCUCUCAGGUGUCCCUUGGCAUUCCCUCCUUGGAGUUCUGGAGUUGUCACAUGGAAAAUGCUCCUGGGGUGUGAACCUGAAGUGAUUCUAGACCCUGGAUCUCCCCUGGGUAUCCCUGGUCCUGUUUCCUUAGGAAUAUCCCUGAAAUCCCUGCUCCCGUUUCUCUGGAAUUGAGAUAUCCCUGAAAUCCCUGGUCCUGUUUCUUUGGGAUUUGGAUGUCCUUGAAAUCCCUGUUCCCAUUUCCUUUGGACUGGGAUAUCCCUGUUCCUGUUUCCUUUGGGAUUGGGGCCAUUUUCUUUGGGAUGGGCCUAUCCCCAAAAUCCCUGGUGCCAUUUCCUUUGGAACUGGGGCAGAAGAGUUGGGAAGAGGGAAAAUCCCUCAGGGAGGAGUGGGAAGAGCCUUUCCUGGGGGGGACAGGCACUCCAGGUGACAUUCCCAGUGUCCUCUGGAAUGCUGGAGCCCCAAAUCCACCCAGAGGAGGGAUUCCCAUCCUUUGGGAAUGGAAUUCCUUCCCAGGAAUUGGUCUGGAGGUGCCAUGUGACUUCCCAAAAUCCCAUGGGAUUCAUCCAGGCUCAUCCUUUUCCCUCUUUUUGGGACUGACCCCGCUGGGUUGGGCACUGUUCCCACAUCCCAGAAUUCCCAAAUCCAGCCAAGGAGGAGUGACACCCCCCCCCUUUUGUGUGAGUUUGGUGUGUUUGAAUUCAAUUAAAAAUUUAAAGA